AUGUGUGACUCCAUCCAAGCCCUAAUUCAAACCUUGGUAACCAAUCAGCAAGUCAGUCUACAACAGGCCCAGGAACAAGCCCAAGCACAGGCCCAGGCACAGGCGUUGGCACUGGCACAGGUACAGGCACAGGUACAGGCACAGGCACAGGCACAGGCCACUGCUCAGGCCAAUGCCCCAGUAAACCCUCCACAACCGGUUAGAUGUUCAAACUGGAUAAGGGAUUUCAAGAGAUACGACCCUCGACCAUUCACUGGUUCCCUGGUAGACCCCAUAGAAGCCCAAAUGUGGAUUGCAGCGGUGGAAACCACCUUUGAGACUAUGGAGUGCCCAGAGAACCAAAAGGUCGCCUGUGCAACCUUCGUCCUACAAAAGGACGCAAAGAUAUGGUGGAGAGAUAAUAAAACCCUCCUUAACCCAGAAGGGGGACCAAUGAACUGGGAACGAUUUAAGGAGGCCUUCCUUAAAGAAUAUUAUCCUAAGUCAGAGCAACUUAAAAGGCAGCAGGAGUUCGCCCACCUGGUACAGAGAGGACUCACAGUGGAGAAGUACAACAGAGAGUUUAAUAAACUCAAGAGAUUUGCACCGUCCAUGGUGGACACUGAGGAAAAGAUGACAGAGAAAUUUGUAUUGGGUUUGGAACAAAGAAUCCGCCGCAUGUUGGAGGCGUUCAACCCAAAGACCUAUGAGGAAGCCUUGAGAACUGCCAAGGCUUUAGAGAAACCAAAGGAUGAGAAACGACGUGAAGAGCCAGUUAUAAUUGGGCAGAAGCGUCCUCAUGAAUCAGGAGGCUCUGACCGUCCACCACCAGCACGUAGGCACCGUCCCAAUAACAGACCCGCUCCUAGAUGGGAUGAGCGACGCCCUCCCCGACAUACUGACAGGAACCCCAGGAAUCAAGAUGGGGCCAAAGGGAGGAGAGAGGAAGGGUGCACUAUCUGUGGAAGACUACACGGUGGGAGGUGCAUGGCUGGCAGCCGAGCGUGUUAUAGAUGUGGUCAGGAGGGGCACAUCGCCGUGAACUGCACGGCCGGAAAUGCUGCAGCACAAGCAAACCCGCCCAGAGUAGUAGAGCAAACGGAUCAACCAGCACCACCGCGAGCUCAAGCUAGGGCAUACGCGUGA
Molecule: messenger RNA, 1125 nt
Organism: Cucurbita moschata (crookneck pumpkin)
Lineage: Eukaryota; Viridiplantae; Streptophyta; Magnoliopsida; Cucurbitales; Cucurbitaceae
Exons: 1
Coding region: 1-1125 (374 amino acids)
Molecular function (GO): nucleic acid binding; zinc ion binding
Source: RefSeq, a predicted model, not a curated record